Molecule: messenger RNA, 1089 nt
Organism: Diutina rugosa
Lineage: Eukaryota; Fungi; Ascomycota; Pichiomycetes; Serinales; Debaryomycetaceae
Product: Golgi transport complex subunit
Exons: 1
Coding region: 1-1089 (362 amino acids)
Biological process (GO): intra-Golgi vesicle-mediated transport
Cellular component (GO): COG complex
Source: RefSeq, a predicted model, not a curated record
AUGAACGACUUCGAAGCCUACUUGGACCCCGAGUUCCAAGCCCCCACGUUUGCCCGUGACCUUCUUGUCGCCACUAAUGGUCCCGACGCUGACGAAUUAGAGGUGGAGACCGCGAUCAAGCGGCUCCGCUUCGACGUCGACGAGUGUGACAAGCGCAUGUCGCUGAUCGCCGGCCACAACUACCAGGAGCUUGUGGGCAACUUUGACCGCAUCCAGCAGCUUCAGAAAGUGAUGGAUAGUCGCGUGGCACCGGCAGUCGACCGGAUCAACUCGUCGUUUGACCGUAUCAACGCCGAAGUGGUGCAACCUUACGAAGAGGCUGCCAACACCAAUGCGGCGCUCAAACGCAUCCACACCACGUUGGCGAUGCUCCGAGGAGUGCUGGUGUUUAUGGUGAUUGUCCAACAGCUUGAGGAAUUGACGCUGGAGCCGCUGCUGUUGCCGAAACAGGCGAGAUUAUUACACCAGUUGCAACAGGUUUUAGACGACCAACUGACACUAAACCAGAUUCGUUUGGUUCGCAACUACCAGCCGAUCGCUACGCUGAAAAGGCAGCUGCUUGUGAAUGAGUGUGGCCAGUCAAUCACCAGUUUAGUGAGCCACGCUCAGACGUUUACCACCACCAAUCUGGAGUUGAAAUACAGGAUGCAGGCGCUCUACUUGGUGGACCCCGAAGAGUUUAAGCUGGCCAUCACCAAGAUCGUUACUAAAAAUGUGACCCUGGCGCUGGCUCAGCUUCAGCGAGCACUAAAUUCUCCCCGCAAUUUCCCGGAAAUCCUAGGCGAUAUUAAAACCACUCAAAGUCAAUUCUUUGAUACGCUUGAAGAAAUCAUCGCUGCUGCUGAUAGCGAAGACGAUGAGAUCGACUUGAAGCUGGCGGUUUCCGAUGAUUUAAUCGGUGAAUUCUGGAGUAAGUUGGCGUUACGGUUCAAGAAGAAUAUCGCGGCGACGAUGGCUCGAGGCGGUCCCAUUGCCAAGAACUUGAGACUGUACCAUGAUGGCAUCGUCAAUCUGGUGAACAAGACGUUUGAGGGUGAAGUGCAAGAGCAACUCGUCGACGCCCUCCUGUUGAUCAAGGGGGAGAGAUGA